AUGAAGUGCAGCAAUCUGCAAGCAGUAGCACUGUUGCUUAGCAUAGGAAGCUUGUGCAUGAAGGGUCAUGACGGAUUGCCGCGAGAUCCGUCUACAAAUGCCCUCGAUCGGUUUUGUCCCUGUGAUCUGCCAAGCAAUGGCAUGCUCCGCGCUGCCAGACACCAAAGCCGCAAGUCCGCGCAUGGCGCCCAGCGCUGGCAGCGCCCCUUUGUUCGUAAGCCGCCCGCGAACGAGAAGCACGAGAAGCACGAGAAACGCGAUGACCUCCAGAAGCCGCUUUUUGCAGCAGUCCUUCACUCCUUGGAAAAGCAGCAGACUGGUUCCUGGAGCCAAGAGAAAUGGGAGGCGACUGCGACAACUUUGCUGCAAGGAGUUCGGACCGAGCCCACAGCUAUGGCUGAACUGGUGCGCCUGUUGAUGUUUUGGGCCAAGGCAUCUGCUCGAGACUCCCGUGAGAUUGCCAGCCCGCUUUGGAAUGAGUGGCUGUGGGCAGAAGAGCUCCUCACAAUGGUCCUAGACGAAGUCUGUCAGCAAUUUGAAGCGCUUGAAGCGGUAGAAAUGUCCCCGCAGCUGCUUCGGCUGCUACGGUCUCUGUGCAAAAGCUGCCUCGACCUGCAGCUCGCGCUGCCAAAGAGUCUGGCAAAUGGCCUUGCCCAUCGAGUGCUGCCACUGUCAUUGGAACAUGAUCUGCUUACUGCCGUUGAUACCUUGGGUGCUUUGUGCGCCCUUGAUCCGAAUCAUGUGCUUGGUCUGGGUUCUGUGAGGAAGCUGGUAUUGCUGCUGAAAGCAAGGCCAUGCAGCAAAAAACUUCCAGACGACAUACUCAAAAAGCUGAUUCAGCAUGUGGGGCCCGGUAUUCCCGCGACGAUGAGGCACUUCCAUUCCAUGUUGAUUGUGAAGGCUUUGAAUGGCGCGCGGGUAAACCAUGCGCUGCUGAGAUAUGCCCUUUACUUGCACUUGUGUGGUAACCACGAGAUGUUGUGUGGGGUGCUGUCCACAGUUCCGACGCAAGUACUUUGCAGCUUGCAAAGGGCUGUCGCUCCAGUUGCAGUAGUUGCCCCGACGACGGCUCCGUCACUCCGGUCACUCACAAAUCAACCCUUCGCGACAUCCUCAGCUCUCGAGAAGGAUGUCAUUCGGGCGCUUCAGGCGAUGCUGAGACGAGGACUUCCGGGCUAUGUGCCAAGAUCGCUAGAGAUUCAAUGCCACGUGCUGAACACCUUUAUUUUGGACAUUAUUCUUCGAACAGACCUGGACGGCUCGACGUGCUUGAGUUCAGGUUCGAGUGUGGCGACGGCAAAAACCAAAUGCGUGCACAGAGUAGGGCGAUCGAUAUCCGAGAAGCAACCGAAGUUCGGACUUGUGACUUGCGCACGUCCUGUCUUAAGGUAG
Molecule: messenger RNA, 1392 nt
Organism: Symbiodinium natans
Lineage: Eukaryota; Dinophyceae; Suessiales; Symbiodiniaceae
Source: the annotation of a GenBank genome assembly